GUUUGUACAUCGAUAUUGUCAACAAAGCACUUCACGGCUUUAGCAGAAAUGUCUGGUUUUGUCUUGCUAUUAAAGAUAGCGUUUGUUGCCUACGUAGUUAAAAUUGGUGAAAAUAUGGCAGUAGGUAGAGUCAUCACUGUUUUUGAAGUCAAAUGUAGAAACAAUCCAGGAUUUAUCUAUCAAAAAGUUGGUGAAACAUAUAUGUGUCUCUACUGGAGCACGACUGGGAAUAACUUUAGCAAUGCACAAUUGGACUGUGAAGGAAAAGGUGCCAGAUUGGCUGUUGUAAAUACGCCGGAAAAGAGAAAUUUAUUAGCUGGGAAAUCAGAUACCUGGAUCGGCUUGGAUGAUAGACAAAUCGAAGGGAGAUAUAUGUGGCAUGAUGGGACAGAACUAACUGACAGCCAGAGAACGGACUUUUUUUGUUACGGGCAGCCAGACAAUUGGAAUGACGCCGAAGACUGUUUACAUGCAUCCAUAUAUUGUUCAGCUCCACAUAAUAUUAACGACGGUAAUUGCGAAACAAUUAAUAAAUACCUUUGUGAAAAAGUGAAAUAGAUACAAAAUCAACAUGGCCACUUAUCAGUCACUCCAACCAAGAACAAAAUUGUUGAGUAAUAUGCUAAUAAAGAAUUAAUCUCUAAAAAUGUGUUUAUUGUAUAAUAUUUAUAUCGAUAUUUUCUAUUGUAAAACUACUACUACUACUACUACUACUACUAAUAAUAAUAAUAAUCUUUAUUGUCCUUAAGGAAAUUGUAUAUACUUAUUAUACCCAAUUAAUCUCAUCUGUUUAAAUUAUAAGCUAGAUUUUACAUG
Biomphalaria glabrata is the source of this 816-nucleotide messenger RNA. Its product is annotated as collectin-12-like. The record is from RefSeq and is a predicted model, not a curated record. The transcript has 4 exons. The coding region runs from base 49 to 558 and encodes 169 amino acids. Lineage: Eukaryota; Metazoa; Mollusca; Gastropoda; Planorbidae.